Molecule: messenger RNA, 313 nt
Organism: Triticum urartu
Lineage: Eukaryota; Viridiplantae; Streptophyta; Magnoliopsida; Poales; Poaceae
Source: RefSeq, a predicted model, not a curated record
AUGGGUUCUCGAUGGAUCCGACCCGAGGUGUACCCACUGUUCGCGACGACCGGCGUGGCCGUCGGUAUUUGUGUGAUGCAACUUGUGCGCAAUAUCACCACCAACCCUGAAGUCAGGGUGACAAAGCAGAACAGGGCAGCUGGGGUGCUAGAGAAUCAUGAUGAAGGGAAGAGGUAUUCCCAACACGGGGUGCGCAGGUUCUGGCUCUCCAAGCGUCGUGACUACAUGCAUGAACUGGACAAUGUGCCCACCGACCGGAAUUAGAUCCAAUUACGGGUCGUCCAUGAGAAGAGGCCACCGUGUUUUCUUCAUC